This is a messenger RNA of Sander lucioperca (pikeperch), 15602 nucleotides long. RefSeq names its product Snf2-related CREBBP activator protein. NCBI's taxonomy places the organism in Eukaryota, Metazoa, Chordata, Actinopteri, Perciformes, Percidae. The record is from RefSeq and is a predicted model, not a curated record. Gene Ontology annotation, molecular function: ATP-dependent chromatin remodeler activity; ATP binding; histone binding. The transcript is spliced from 35 exons. Gene Ontology annotation, cellular component: Swr1 complex. The coding region runs from base 550 to 14043 and encodes 4497 amino acids.
CGGUCCUCCACCAUUUCGCUGCGUAAAGUCUCCUCCCCGCGACCGCUACAUUCUGCGCCGAAACCCAGUCUCUCCCGGUCCGUAUUUUAACUUCUUCACACGGACCUAGUGGUACCUCGUUGGGUACCGGGAGACAGUUUGGAUUACUGGCAUUACGGAUUGAGUGCGAUUUUACGCGGAUGACGACUUCUUCAACGAGAAUUUAGUAAAAGAAAAUUGGUCGGAAAUUUCAGAAUAUGUGGAGGGGACCCUAAUUUCAGCAUCCUGGAAGUAGAAAGCACAGAAGAUCUGUGUCUCACACCACAGACAGGUGCAGUGUGUAGCCAGGGCAGCACAGAGGAAGGAAGCUCUGGGGAGGAGGCGGCGCGGCAGCGUGCCACUCCGGCUGUGGAUGUGCUGGGUGGCAACCCCCAGGCUGCACAGAAUGUGGCUGGGGAGUCACCUCGGCAUGCCCAGCAGCCGGUCGCAGCUGCCCCCCGCACAGUCCCUCCGUUCACCAAUCUGUCCAUUGUGCCAUUGCCGGAGAGCAACGACUCCGCAUUCCUCGGCAUGGAGAACGUCCCUCAGACCGAUCGGCCAAUCAGCAGUGACUUUAAGGACAGCGUCGCAGAAGAAGUCCACGCUGAGGAGAGCGCUGCCGAAGUCGUCGGAGUUUCGAGAUCCUUGCCAACAUCCCUCAAUGAGAAAUGUAGUUCCUCCGCUGAGAUGCAAAGGCUUCCAGCUCCCCUUUGUCCCCCUCUCGCCCCAGAUACACAGCUUGACAGCACAGUGCAAGAGUUGCAAUACGGGUCACAAACUGAUAAAGAGAAAAGCCACUCAAUAUGUCAGACAAACCAGAUUCAGCCACCUAGGGAAGGUGCUGGACCUGUGGAUAUUACGGGGACAAAGGAGAAACAGUCCGUCUUAUUGGAAUAUAAACCAGAGACUGGAACAAACAUGGAACUUGGUGGAAAAGAGCACACAGGCGGAAAUAUUCUCCUUCAGCCCAAAUCUCAAAUCCGUUUCACAGCCUCAUCUCCAUCUGUCCCACAGUCAAGUGUUGGUUUUAAAGUCCAAGACAUCACACAACACGGGGCUACGAAGCCGUCUGACAGGGACCCACUUGUCCACGCAAAUCAAGGCAGCCAUAUACCUCCGCCGGGUGCCGCGGAGCAGACCGGUGGUCACCAGGACUCAAAAUCGUCUGAGCUCCCUUUACCCUCAUCUGGCAACAGUGAGAUUAAACAAACUGACCUGUCAAAAACACAACCUGAAAUCAUCAAAGAGAUCUCAACUGAUGCCAGAGAAACACAGAAAGCAAAUUCUUUGGAAUCAGUUGAGAUGUUUGAGCAUGUUAAAGAGCUCGUCGACACCUCUCACAAAGAAAGACGACCUCCCUCAGCUGAAAUACUUGAGAUCCCAAAAGCAACUGAAUCACAUCCUGGAUUAUGCCCUUCUCCUGGAAAAGGAAGAGCAGUGUCCAGCAGCACAGCUGCCAGAGACGACCGCAACGUCCAGAGGAGCUGCGAUCCACUCGAAGGAGAGCAGGUCGAGAGUAGCCUGAGGGAAGAACAAACUGACGCGACCGCCUCCUCAUCUGACGUCACAAUGCUGCCAGAGUGCUCUUCCACACAGGAGAGUCACUCAAAACCCUCUGCUGCACCCUCUCUGUUUGACACGGGCUUAGUUGUCUCGCUGCAGGCGGGGCAGGUUGUAGAAGCAGAGGCACCUCAUCCCUCUGACCACGUCCCCACAGCAGAGACGCCACUGGCUGCCGAGCUCGCGCACUCAGCCGAAGCUCAAGAAGUUGUCGUUGUCAGAGAGGAGGCUCACAUCAGCGGGGACUGGUCGAACAUGCGCCUGAAUCAGAGUUACCUCCUACAACGAGAAGACGGCAGUGUCUGUGAAGCUGCCAUUGUUAACGAGCUGAGUUCUGAGCUCUCUACCGGGGAACCAAAGCUGUAUGAAGAAAGUGUUCAGGCAGGUAUUGAGUUAGAUUCACAACCCGUGGAAGUGUAUGAGUUUUGCACCCUGGUUGAGGAGGUCGCUGAGGAAACGGUCUGUGCCAGUAGUAGUGCACCGAUUCCCCACUCUCCAGGAUAUGAGGUGAACUUAUUCAACGCGUUACUAGAACACUCUGAGGAGUACACUGUCAAAGAGGACCCUGAACCAUCUAUUCACACAAUUAAUGAAAGUGGCACUGUCAUCAUUUCCCAGCAGCCCUUGCCUUCAUUGAAUGAUGCAAUUCAAAUGCAGGCUUGCUCUAACAGUAAUUCCCAUAAUUUGUCCAUACUGAACACGAGGGUAGCUGCUGUCGGGCAACAUUUGGUGUUAGAUGCUAACCAAGCUGUUGAAGUGGCUAACUCAAGUGAGGUUUGUUUGGUUGAAGUAGCUGCUGUUACAUCUGACUCAUUCGCUGUUGAACAGAUGGACACCAGUCCACAAAUCGGGACACCUUGCUCACAGGUCAAUGCGGCAAUCUCGGCCCAAACAGACGUGAGUGACUCUCCUGUAAUUCAAAAACAGGAAGCAGAAGCCACAGCUGUUGCACCAUCUUUCAUAUCCCCGGUGGUUACUGGUGAGGACACAGGGAUGGAAUCAUCUGUUGCUGUUUCAGUACACGUUCAGCCCAAAAUAAAUCAGACUGUUGUAAGUGCCACAAAGCCAGAGGCCAAUGUUUCUUCGCAUGAAGGGACCAAAGACGCCCCUGCUCUGACAGAGACUCCUUCACAGAGAAUCCAGAAUGUUGCUAUGCCCACAGAAACCAAACCAGAGGCUUUCUGCGCCGCUCACUCCGGUAUUAUAAAUCCAAAGCUGCUCCUUCUUAAACCGGGAGAAACUCCUUUCCUGAAACCCCCACCCUCCCUUUUGGCAAAGGUGUCCAUGCAACAGAAUGCGACCGGCAAGCUGGCCAAUGCCCACAGCUCAUGGUCUGGCACAGUGUCUGAGGAGUGCCUUGCCCAAACUGUCCCGGACUCUUUAUGUGCUUCUGUGGCUCUUAGCGCCCAGAAAGAUCAGACGCAGUGCUCUGUCGAUAAAACUUCUGUGUCAGCGGCCGCUCCUGUCAAGGUACAGCAGUCCACUAUGAGCAGUAACUCACUUCAACUUGACCAGAAUGCAUUUGUCACCCCCACAACCUCAACAAGUACAUUUGACAAAGAGGCCUUACAUGUUACUGAAAAUGUUAGUGAAGCAGGUCCUGCGUCCCAAGAUGUUGUCACCCUUACAGAUCCUACUGCGCCUUACGCCCUUUACAUGCUCUCAGCAUCAGAGGAAAGGGAAGGUGCAGUCAUGGCAUCUACCAGUCUUAAUGACCCCGUCAGCCAGCCGGACUCCCUCUAUAUGGAGGAAGAGAGUGAGGACAUGGAGCAGGACGAACCAACGGGAGAAGCUGAGGCUCUGGAGGCCACUUCAGGCCAGGUCAGCAGUCCAGAGGAAGACAGUGAUGAAGAACCAGACGCAGACAAAGAAAGCGAGAUGACCACCCUCAGCUCUCCAGACAAGCAUGGACAGAGCAGGACAGACAGAAAGACACUGUUCCUUAAGGUACGCCAGUGGAUAGCAGACAGGGUCACCGGGAAUUCAUCUCCUGUCUCGCCCUCCACCUCGUCGUCUUACCCUGGUCCCUCACCCGCCAAUGAUUGGUCUACCCCACGACGGGAGAAGUCCUCUCUUCUCCGGGGUCCCCAUGGGAAGUUUGUUUCUCCUUCCUCCGGCUGUGGCUACAGUCUCUCCACUUCCCCACCAGAUCAUGCCCCCCCUCAGCGUCCCCGUGGUCAAGCAGACAUGGCAGAGCUGGCUAAACAUGAAGCAGACAUCGAGCAUCGGACCCAGUCACUGAAGCGAGAGGGCUUCUGGUCAUUGAAGCGUCUCACCCGCCUGACGGAGCCGCCGCGACCGAAAGUGCAGUGGGACUACCUGUGUGAGGAGAUGCAGUGGCUCUCUGCUGACUUUGCUCAAGAGCGGCGCUGGAAGAGAGGGGUGGCUAGAAAGGUGGUGCGAAUGGUGAUGCGACACCACGAGGAGCUGAGGCAAAAAGAAGAAAAGGCCAAGAGAGAUGAGCACGCAAAAAUCAGAAGAGUUGCGUCUUCUAUCGCAAAGGAGGUCCGGGCUUUCUGGAGCAGUGUGGAGAAGGUGGUGCAGUACAAGCAGCAGUCCAGACUGGAGGAAAAGAGGAAGAAGGCUUUGGACCUUCAGCUGGACUUCAUUGUCGGCCAGACUGAGAAAUACUCGGACCUCCUCAGCAAGUCACUUGCACACACCAGACUUGCUGAACCUGAACCUGAAACUGUCCCCCAGACUCCCAAAAAAUCUGUGCCACCUGCCGUUGAUGAGGAUGACAGAGACUUUGAGCCUCCCUGUGAGGAGGAGGAUGACGAGGAGACCAUAGAGGUGGAGGAGCAGCAGGAGGGCAAUGAUGCUGAGAGCCAUCAGAGAGAGAUUGAACUGCUGAAGGAGGAGGGCCUGCUGCCCCUGGACCAAUUACUCAGCACCCUCAAACGGCCUCCACAGGAGUUGGGCUCAGAUGAAGAAAGCUCGGAUGAAUCCUCUUCAUCGGUGGAAGAGGAAGAUGGUGAAUUUACUGCCAAUGAAGAGGAUGCUGAGGAUGAGGAGGACACCAUAGCUGCCCAGGAGAAGGUUGAGGGAAAUGUGGAUCACGCAGAGGAACUGGAUGACUUGGCCAAAGAAGGCGAUAUGAGUGUUGAGGAGCUUCUCGAGAAGUACAAAGGAGCAUAUGCCUCAGACUUUGAGGCACCGUCUGCAUCUGGCUCUAAAGAAAGCUCUGAUUCGGAGCUGUCUGGGGAUGAAGAGGAGGAGACUGAAGAAGAUGAGAGUGAUGUGGAAAGCAACACUUCCUCCUCAGAAUCACCAGGAGACAGCGGAGAAGACGAUGACAGCGAGAAGGAAGAAGAGGAGAGCGAGGAAGAAGACGACGACUGCGGAGAUGAAGGGAUGGAGGUCUUGCUAAAGGAGGGGGACAACAGCCCACCUGCCUCUAGCUCACGGCCAAAGAAAGAGAUCAGCCACAUUGCUGCUACUGCAGAGAGCCUGCAGCCUAAAGGCUACACUUUGGCUACUACAAAGGUCAAGACUCCCAUUCCAUUCCUGCUUGAUGGCACGUUACGAGAAUACCAGCACAUUGGACUCGACUGGCUGGUCACCAUGUUCGAGAAAAAGCUUAAUGGCAUUCUGGCUGAUGAGAUGGGCCUGGGCAAGACCAUCCAGACCAUCGCUCUGCUGGCUCACCUCGCCUGUGAAAAAGGUAACUGGGGCCCUCACCUCAUCAUCGUUCCCACCAGUGUGAUGUUGAACUGGGAGAUGGAGCUGAAACGCUGGUGUCCUGGGUUUAAAAUCCUCACUUACUUUGGCAGCCAAAAGGAGAGAAAGCUAAAGAGACAGGGCUGGACGAAGCCGAAUGCUUUCCACGUGUGCAUCACUUCGUACAAGUUGGUGCUGCAGGAUCACCAAGCGUUCCGGCGCAAGUCUUGGCGAUACCUGAUUCUAGACGAGGCACAAAAUAUCAAGAACUUCAAGUCCCAACGCUGGCAGAGCUUGCUGAACUUCAACAGCCACCGGCGACUGCUGCUGACGGGAACCCCUCUCCAGAACAGCCUGAUGGAGCUGUGGUCCCUGAUGCACUUCCUGAUGCCCCACGUCUUCCAGUCCCACCGCGAGUUCAAAGAGUGGUUCUCCAACCCGCUGACAGGAAUGAUCGAGGGCAGUCAGGAGUACAACGAGGGCCUGGUCAAGAGGCUCCACAAGGUGCUGAGGCCGUUCCUGCUCAGGAGGAUCAAGAUUGACGUGGAGAAGCAGAUGCCCAAGAAAUACGAACACGUGGUGCGCUGUCGCCUCUCCAAGAGACAACGCUUUCUCUACGAUGACUUCAUGGCACAGGCCUCGACCCGGGAGACGCUGGCCAGCGGUCACUUCAUGUCUGUGAUAAACAUCCUGAUGCAGCUCCGCAAAGUGUGCAACCACCCCAACCUGUUCGACCCCCGACCCAUCCAGUCUCCCUUCAUCACGAAGCCCAUUGUUUUCCAUACAGCCUCCCUGGUGCAGGACGCCCUGGAGGUCUCCCCUUUAAAGCGCUGCGAUCUUUCCAUGUUUGACCUUGUGGGUUUGGAGAGCCACGUGUCCCGGUACCAGGCAGAUGUCUUCCUGCCGCGACACAAAGUCAGCCGCCAACUAAUCCAGGAGAUCAUGGACUCCCCUGAACCCCCUCCGAGACCCAGACCAGUGCGCAUGAAGGUCAACAGGAUGUUCCAGUCGCCUCCUAAAAGUGAUAAUCGAGCGGUCCUACUGAUGAACAAGCCUACCUGCUCGGUACCCCCUGCAGCACAGACCCCCAAACCUCCUCCAGUUACUGAAGUCCCCUCAACUCCUGCCCCUGUAGUUCAACAAGUGGUGUGUUCAGUGUCGACCACGGCUGCUCCUCGCCCGUCCCUGCAUCUUUCAGCUCAAACUGCAGUGAGAGCCAGCGCUCCAAAGCCAGUGCUGACCGUACGGCCUCCCGCUGCCCCAUGCACAGCCAGCAUCCCGGCUCAUCCCAGUCCAAACCCCGGCAGCGUCCUGCCCCAGAGGGUUCUGCUCAGUCCAGAUAUGCAGGCUAGGUUGCCCUCUGGUGAGGUGGUGAGCAUAGCCCAGCUUGCCUCCCUGGCAGGGCGACCUGUGUCGUCCUGUCAGGGCAGUAAACCCGUCACCUUCCAGCUUCAGGGCAACAAGCUGACUCUGUCUGGAGCUCAGAUCCACCAAGUCCCAGCAGCUUCUCCACGCCCAGUUCACGGUAAUGUGAUGCACCUGGUGUCCAGCGGGGUGCAGCAUCACCUCAUCAGCCAGCCGGCCCAGGUGGCUGUCCAGAGCGCAGCCAACACACAUCCUGCAAACACCUCUACUGCUCCACCUACCAAUCGGCUGCCGCACAAUGCCGUAGCACAAGUGCCCCCCGCCAUGGUGAGCAGCCCCGGCGUUGUGAAGAUCGUUGUGCGUCAGACAGCAGGCAAGGACGGUGGGCCUGUGCCCACCCUGGCAGUGGCCCCUUCCCCUCGUGUCGCUCCUCAUACUUCCCUUUCCCCGCACCCCCACGCCAACACAACCUCUGUCAGAAGCACUGCCCCACUGCAAAUUGUCCAGCGCACCCCUGGUCCCGCUACUGCCCACUACACCAUAGCUCCUCCCGGAAUCCCUAGCUCAACCCCAAACCAGCCCCACCCCCCUCGCCCCGUCCUCAAAGUAGUGCAGCCUCCUCCAUCAAGCACAGAGCAGCCAGCUCCAGUUCAGCUGGCCUCCUCGUCCUCUGCGUCAAAGGCUUCUUCAUCAGCACCACGUGACAGCACCAGUCAAACACCAGUUACCACGAAGUCGAGGCCCAGUACAAGUGCAAGAACUUUCCCUCCACCCAGGAGAGUCCCUCGUCCACCUCCUCGUUCUCCGUUCCACAUGCCAUGGCUGGCAGACUGCCAUAAACAGCAGCGCGACAGCCGGCUGGACUUCAUCAUUCGAGUCAACGAGAACCACUGUGCGGCAAAGCCCAUGUACGGCCGGGAGGUUUUGAACUUUUUGACUUUUCUCCCUGGUCCCCGUCCCUCGCCAGCCGCCCUGAGCUCUGAGGGGGAGUGGGGCCGCUCGGGCCACAGCAGCUGUCUGUUCGCACAGUGGCAAAACAAAUACGACUUCUGGCUUCAGAGUCCCGCUGUGAGAGAGGCCAUCCACAGCAUUGAUGACAGGCUGGAGCUGCUCAAUGAUGUUAUAGACAGGUUUACAUUUGCGAUUCCCCCAGUGGAGGCUCCUCCGAUCUCCAUGCACUGCUGCCAUCCUCCUCCCUCUGUGAGCCACAAGCAGGCAGUCUUCUCCACCCUGCUGUCAACUCAAGUCACUCCGCUUACUCGCAGUCUCCAUCGUAUCCAGUGUUACAUGCGGACCCAGUUCCCGGACCUGAGGCUCAUACAGUAUGAUUGUGGUAAGCUGCAGACUCUCCACACUUUGCUGCGAAAGCUGAAGACAGGAGGUCACAGAGUGUUGAUCUUCACGCAGAUGACGCGUAUGUUAGAUGUGCUGGAGCAGUUCCUUAACUACCACGGACACAUCUACCUCCGUCUGGAUGGCAGCACCCGUGUGGAGCAGAGACAGUCUCUAAUGGAGCGCUUCAACGCAGACCGGCGUAUUUUCUGCUUCAUUUUAUCAACUCGCAGCGGAGGUGUAGGGGUGAACCUGACGGGGGCGGACACAGUAGUUUUCUACGACAGUGACUGGAACCCCACCAUGGAUGCUCAGGCCCAGGACCGCUGCCACCGAAUCGGCCAGACCAGAGACGUCCACAUCUACAGGCUGAUCAGUGAGCGAACAGUGGAGGAGAACAUUUUAAAGAAAGCCAAUCAGAAGAGGAUGCUGGGAGAUAUGGCUAUUGAAGGAGGGAACUUUACCACUGCCUUCUUCAAACAGCAAACCAUCCGAGAGCUGUUUGAUAUGAACGAAGGGGAGAGGAGGGAUGUGGCAGCGGAGCUAUCGGUGCCCCAACCCGAGGAGGAAGAGGCCGUCAACAAACAGAGCACCACCAUUCUGGAGCAGGCCCUGUGUCGUGCCGAGGAUGAGGAGGACAUAGUCGCAGCCUCGCAGGCCAAAGCAGAGCAGGUGGCAGAACUGGCGGAGUUCAACGAGAACAUACCGCUGGAUGAUGGAGGGGAGCAAGAGGAAGUGGAGGAGCUCUCGAAGGCCGAGCAGGAAAUCGCUGCUCUGGUGGAGCAGCUCACUCCCAUUGAACGCUACGCCAUGAACUUCCUGGAAGCCUCAUUAGAAGACGUAUGCAAGGAGGAGUUGAAGCAGGCUGAGGAGCAAGUGGAGGCCGCCAGGAAGGGCCUGGACCAGGCCAAGGAAGAGGGCCUGAAGCUCCACGCUUCAUCCGAUGACGAGGACGAUGACUUUUUGUCACCGCCAGCGUCUGUGGAGCCUACUCAGCCAGCCCGCCGAGGCCGUAAACCCAAGGACAAGGACAAGGUUGUCACCUCUACCAGGACUAGUGGUCGGCUGCGUGGGGCUUCGCCCGAAACAGAGUCUGAGACGUCCCCGAGAGAAGUGCCAGAAAGACUCCGCUGUGGUCUGAGAGGACGAGGAUCUGCCAAAGACGCCGCGUCUACCACCCCGUCCCGCACAGACCAUCAGAAAACCUCUUCAUCGACCAGGCUUCAGGAUUCCUCCAAAUCUUCGAAAGCCUCAUCUCCUACCAGAGAUCACCAGACUAUCAAAACCAGGACUCUGCCAAACCGCUCCCAUCCAAGUCCAGUGCCUUCCCCUCCUACCACCUCUCCCCCUGGAGGGAAACAACAGUGUGCUGGGGAGACUGACGGCAAGACCUCCAAAGCCUGCAGAGAGGAGAAAGACGGGGAGAAUGAGAGGAGGCUGUCUGAGUCUGAGCUAGAAUCCAGCUGCCCAUUGGACCAACAGGCAAAAGAUGAGGACACCAAAGACAACAGCGCCAUGUCUCCCCCCUCCACCAGCUCCCGGUCACCUCGUAAGCGACAGUCCGCAGACGGUGAAGUCCUGCGGGGCCUGGUUGAAGACUCUCCAUCAGCCAAAGUCCUGCGGAAGCUUCCAGGGAGACUGGUCACGGUAGUGGAGGAGAAGGAGCCAAGAAGGAGGAGGCGGAGAGGAAGCGGCACUGGAGGUGGAGCUUCUUCAGAGGAGGCAACCGUGGAGGAGAACACUGCCGGAUUGGUCGACGAACCAAACAAAGACAACACGUCACCAUUGGGCCCUGACUGCAAAGCUAAAGGGGCCAUUACCAAAUCUCCUCAGGACCAAGACUCUACUCAGAGUCAGUCUGUGCACCCACCGCCUGUCAGAAGUUAUCCUCCAUAUUCCCCACCCCAUCUUUCUCCUGACAUGCCUGUGCUGAGAAAUCUUCCUGUACGGCGCAGGUUGGAAACUGAAUCUCGCAUGGCCGCCCAGCUUGUAGAGCAACAGCAGCAAUUGGGUCGAGGAAGAGGAGGGAACCAGUCCAGAAAAACUGACAUACCACCUGGCAAAGACUCACCCUCUACAGAGUCCAGUGUGAAUUCUCUUGUGAUACCUUUGAAAAGAAAGAGGGGCCGGCCCCCUAAGACUCCUCCUACGUUACCGGAGUCUGACAACACAGUGGCCGCUUCCCCACAGCCCACCUUGCCAGUUGAGGAGGGGAACCCCCCUCUCUCCCCAAAACGUAAGAGGGGUCGUCCUCGCAAAGACUCUACAACCACGUCAGAAACUGUCAGUGAAGAACAGAACUCUAAAAAUGAGACCACUACUACUACUGGUGUAUCUGGUAUAUCAAAAACAGAUGCCAGCACAGAGUCGAUUGUCUUGUCCCCCCACAAUUCGGAGACCCCUAUAGCUGCUGUUGUCACUACAAGUCAGGCCUCCCAGUCUACCAAAAAUGAGGAAACGGACACUAAGACUAAGGUUUCAGCCCCUGCUCCAAAUCCAGAAGGAGCCCCCACAACAACAACAACAACAACAACAACAACAACAACAACAGAUAAAGCUUCUACAUCAACAGUCACAGCUUUAGUCAAAGCACCCACAGCACCUGCACCCCUUCCUGUGGUUGCCUCCACAUCAGCCUUGGCCCAAUUUGUUAGUUCAGCUACAGCUCCAAGCUCAGACACAGCGUCAAUGCAGGUGUCCUCUGCGUCCUCUGUCUCACUUUCUAUGUCUGCUAUCAGCCCCGUCGUUGCUCCCCCCACUUCUACAACUCCAGUGCCACCUGCCAGCGCUGUCACGCCAACUCUUGCAGGCGCAAAACCAACACUUGUGGUUUCCACUGCUCCUAAAGCUCCCGUAGAGCUGAACCCUUCAGGUUACACAACAACAGACUCUGCCAAAACCACCACGGUUUCCACACCAGCUGCUACCACUCCAUCGGCUGUGUCGUCUUCUGCCGUGGCCGUCCGCGCAGUUCCAACAUCAGUACCUGCCACAACGAUUACAGAAGCUGCUAACGUAAUAUCAAAAACAGUCAGCGUGACACCAGCAGUCACUACUACAGUACAAUCGGUCACAACUAAAACUACGGCUGUUAAGGACUUGCCGCAAGCUUCUGCUCUUUCAUCGACAACAUCCACCCCAGCUGCUGUAUCCUCUGCUCCAACUUCUGUAUCUUCCGCUCCAACUGCCACCCAGAAGGUUUCUGCUACAUCUACCCCAGCUGCUGUAUCCUCUGCCCCAGCUGCUGUAUCCUCUGCUCCAACUUCUCUAUCUUCCGCUCCAACUGCCACCCAGAAGGUUUCUGCUAUAACGUCUACCCCAGCUACUGUAUCGGCCGCCCUAUGUACUGAAUCCUCUGCCCCAAUUACUGUAUCCUGCGCCCCAUGUACUGCAUCCUCUGCUCCAGCUACUGUAUCAUCCACCCCAGCUUGUGUAACCUCUGCUCCGGCUGCUCUAUCCUCCGCUCCAGCUGCCACCCAGAAGGUUUCAGCUACAGCUACUAGCCCAGCUUCAAUUUCACCACAACCAACCUCAACAUCUCCUCCCACUACAGCAACAACUAUGACAACAACAGUAAAAUCAGUCCAAGCUAGUCCAUCAAACUCAACAAGUCCAAGCACAGUCCCCACUGCAAGUCCAACGAUGUCUACGUCUAGCACACCAUCAGUAACUACGGUCUCAUCAUCGGCUGCAAACACAGUUCCAUCUUCUUCAGCUCAAGCAAAGACUAAUGUGACAACAACUACAGUCCCUACCAAACCCGUCUCAACCUCACCACCACCACCACCACCAACAACAACAGUUCAAGUGGCUACACAGGCACAGGAAACUGUUCCAGCUGUUUCCACAUCCUCAACAAAACCUGCUGCUACACCAACCCCAACCUGCACUCCUUCCCCAACUACAACAUCUGCCAGUGUGACCACCACAGCCGAGGCAAAGACAGUUACAGUAACUUCAUCUUCCCCAACAGAGAGAGCAGAGGGGGUCCCAGGAAUGACCCCUGUAGUAGCAGCAGCAGCCCCUUCCAAAGAAUGCACAACUUCAACGACUCCUGCUACAACUGCAGAAAAGACUGUCAAGAUCCCCCCACCCCCAGUAAGAACUUCCACAGGUGCCCCAGUCCCCACAACUCCAUCUCCAGAAAAGUCCAUUACAGUUGCCACCACAAACGUCACAACUACCCAAGUAUCGACUACCACAGCCACCCCUGCGUCCGUAGCAGCCGUAGCAGCUACCGCAGCUGCCCCAGCCCAGACGGUGUCCACCACACAAACGUCUGCUGUCGUUUCCCUGCAAGUAGGAAGCUCUGCAUCCACAGAUGUUUCCCCAGAUGUGUCUUCAUCUGCCCAGACAGAGGCCAUGCCCCCGGUUCCCACAUCUGCAUCCUCUAGUGCUUCGUCUGAGAAACAAUCUUCAGAGCCAACGAAGAAAGUGUCUGCAUCUAAAAGUGACCCGGACAGGGCGACCGAAAUGGAAGUAAACGCUGCGGAGCCUGAAUCAAGGUCUAGCAAGAAGGAGGAUGACAAACGGGAGGACAUCUGCGAGUCUCAGCCUAACAAGGAGGACAUCUGUGAGUCUCAGCCUAAAAGGAGAAAGGUGGAGAGUUCCUCUGAGACCAAAGACGUUGAGUCAGGAAGGGAGAGAGCAGGCGGAGACUCGCAGCCUGCAACUGCCACUCAGAAAGAAAAACCCAAGCAACAGACGGUUGAGCAAACUACUGAAGAUCAGAAAACUCCAAUCCAGAAAAGGCCUCUUAGUCGCCAGAGUAGCCAGGAGUCUGCUCAAUCCUCUUCGUCAUCAUCUACAUCAACAUCAACCCUCACUCGUCACGCUCACCACAAGAGGACUUACGAGAACAGACAUCCUGCCAAGAAGAGGCGAAUGGAUGUCACCUCAGAAACGGGGAAAGAGGAGAAAAACGAAGAGGGUGGGGGGAAGGAAGGGGAAGGUGGCAAGAAGGCGCUCACCACCGCUACGUCUCGGGGAAGGCGUUCCAGUUCGUCCUCUUCCUCCUCGGACUCUGACAACGGCGAGAGCAGGAAGGAGCGCCGAUUGACUCGCUCAGCCAAGCACGGGCUACAAGAUCAGGAGAGGGAAAAGGGCAACAGUCGGCAAGGAAAGAAACUCUCGUGCAGCUCUGACAGAAAUGCAUCAAACAACGCCAACACAUCCACAGGUGCAGAGUCUGGCAGUGAUACAUCUUCUGUUAGGAUCACCAGGAAGUCUGCAGGAUCUCAGCCUUUACAAGACAGCAAAGCUCAGACAAACAGCGUCGUGCCUCCUGAGCCCGAAGUUCUGGGGAAGAGGUGCUCGGCACUCAAUGCGGCAGCCAAGCUCCUAGCAAUGAAAGGCAGGGUGGAUACCCCUGGCCACACCCCUCGGAAAGACUCAGGUGCUAAGGCCGCUGGGACUUCCCCUGCCUCCUCUUCUGACAAAAACCAAAAGCCUAAAAGCAAAAGUGUACCAGCCUCUCCACAGAGCAACUCUGUAAAUCUUACUAAUAAUAAAAGCACUGGCAGCAAACCCUCAACGCCCAAUCAGACAAGUCGCUCGGCUUCCCGCUCCACCAGACAGUGCCCCGGUUCUCUGGUUCCACCCCUGGAAGCGGAGUACAAGAGGUCUAAAGCGGAGGAAAAGGAGAGGGGGAGCAGGAAGUCGUCGGGGGGCAAGGAAGGCGAGGCAGAGGCGCAGUCUUCGUCCCGGGGCCACAGUGCCUGCAGCAGCAUGAGCAGCGACGGCGAGGGCGACGGUGGCGGGCGCAGCAGCAGAAGCCGCAGCAGCAGCAGCAGCAACAGCAGCCAAUGCACCCGCAGCAUCAGCUCUCAGAACACUGAGCGCAGAGAGUCCCGCGCCACGUCCUCCGGCAGCGAGAGGGAUCGCAGCUCGGAGAGCAGAGACAAACGAGGCAAGCAGGGCCAGCACAGGGAGAGUCGGAAGGACAGGAGGUCUCACCGGCUCUCGCAGGAGGUUAACAGCAGUUCAGGAACAGAGGGGACGCCGGAUAGAGUGCUGCGUAGCGUCGCAGCACUCGCAGCGGUGCAGGCCAGGUCACCGGCCGCAAGCACCCGCUCCUCUUCUGGUCAAAAUCGUCACAACAAGACAUGAUCAGAGUGCCAAACGGAGAGGAAAAAAUGGAAGCGAGAGCGCGUUGCAGAGCACGAUACGAAAGCAUGUCCUGACCUGUAAGGUUGCUGCUUUGUGUGCACUCUGAUGAAUGCAAGGGAACUGAGUGCUGCACAAGCCAGGGACCUCCCUGCCUCUUGGGCCCUCUCCCUUUCCAAUUAGAGCUGGUCCGCUCACCAGCUCAGCCAUUGUCAGCCGGGGGAAGGCUCAGGGAUGCCGGACUGAGAGUUAAAAAAAAAAAAAAAUGUGGCGCCGUUGCUGUGCGUCCGUAAACUAGACAGAGAGGUGGUACAGUGGAUACAUUCACCACUGGGACUUGAGGGGGACAAAAGGUGCAAGAGGUAAUAAAGGAAAGUUGUUAGCUCACAUUAUGUACUGUAAUCAUUAAAGACUGGAACACUCUUCAGAUCUUAUGUGUUAAGAUGGGAUUAUACAGCACCCUCUGUAAGGGUCAUAAAUGAAAAGUCAUUUGUGUGACAUUAAAAACUGAGUGUAAGAGUGACCAGUUGUAUUGUAAGUUGGAGGUUUUAGAGAGUUUGGUUUUGAAAAAUUUCAUCAGCUGUCCUGACUAUUGUUUCUUUGUAGUCAGUCGAUAAGUUAUGCAUAUUUUAUUAUUUCUUCCAGGGUAUUAGGAAGAGACCAGAUCUGUCAAUGUGAUCUUUGCUGCACUAUGCUGGAGCUUGUCUUUGCUUGGGCCCCCUUUUUGUCAUGUCAAGUUUCUGUUCUUUGGAUUCAUUUUUAAAUCCAGCCUUGCAUUUCUCAUUUGCACAUCUGAUAUUGUGGCCCUCGGCUUUUUGAGUACAUUGUGGUGUAGUAAUACAUUUUUACAUCAACUUCAGUCGAUUAAUUGGUUCCCGGUACCUCACGAUGUAUCUCUACAGUUUGAAAGUGCAUUCAUUGAACUUUCAAAUAGUCUUGGAUCAUCUUUUGCUUCUGACCACAGACCCGGAGCAGCAUAAAUUAAUUUUCUUUUUCCUAAUCUUCCCAAAGGCAGUUAUAGUUACGGUCUACUUUGUCACGUAUUUAUAUCAAAAGGGCAAGUAAAUGUUAUUGAAAUUAAGAGUGCCUCUUUGGCCAAAUGGGUUUGAACCUUAGAUUGCCUUGUGAAGCGCCUGAAGCAGCGGUGUUGAGCUUCUCUCGUUCAUUUAAAAAAAAGCCAAACAAACAAAAAGACCCCAGAGAACAUCAAGAAAAGCACCUCGUGCAUCAGUGCUACCAAAUUAAUGUUUUAUUUUUCACCUGAAUCUUUUGUCAGCAUCACUUCAUUGCUCUUGGUUCAUGUAAAAAAAAAUUACUUGGACAAAAUAUGUGAAUAAAAUUACUGGUACAGUUCCAGAUGACUGUAAAUUGUCGAUUUACUUUUGGACUUGUCGAAGCUAUUUUGAGCAACGGUGAUUUUGUGGUGGGGGGUUAGUUUAUGGUGAUGGUCUUAUUUUUGAUUUGUCUCUCUUUAUUUGUUGCAUUCCUUUGAUCCCUUGUAAUUCCACAUUGUUUUACUUGAAAAAUUAAGACAAUUACAGUUGAAUAAAAAGACCAAAAAU